Messenger RNA from Naumovozyma dairenensis CBS 421, 1227 nucleotides. RefSeq names its product aminophospholipid translocase regulatory protein CDC50 (gene CDC50). Gene Ontology annotation, cellular component: endoplasmic reticulum; Golgi apparatus; plasma membrane. Lineage: Eukaryota; Fungi; Ascomycota; Saccharomycetes; Saccharomycetales; Saccharomycetaceae. The transcript has a single exon. The record is from RefSeq and is a predicted model, not a curated record. The coding region runs from base 1 to 1227 and encodes 408 amino acids.
AUGUUUUUAUUUAGGAAACGAUCUAUGCCAGAGACACAAGAUGAUGAUAUAUCAUUAAACAAUAAAUCAAGAAGACCACCAAACACAGCAUUUAGACAACAACGAUUAAAAUCAUGGCAACCAAUCUUAUCUCCAAGAAGUGUAUUACCUUUACUUAUAUGUAUAGUUUGUGUUUUUUUACCUAUUGGUAUUGGAUUAAUUAUAACAGCUUAUGGUGUUCAAGAUUUAUCUAUUGAUUAUAGUAAAUGUGAUGUUUUGGCACCUCGAAGCGAUGAAUUUGAAGAGAUUCCAAGUAAAUAUAUUAGACAUCAUUUUAAAAAACGUCUUCAUAGUAAACCAUCAUGGAGACUUGUUCAGAAUGAAAAUGAUGAAGAGGAAAUCGUUUGUCAAUUACAAUUUGAAAUACCGAAUAAGAUUAAUAAAUCUAUUUAUGUUUAUUAUAAAUUGUCAAAUUUUUACCAAAAUCAUAGAAGUUAUGUGGAAUCAUUUGAUCAUAAUCAAUUAAAGGGUAAAGUUGUUAAAUUAGAUAAAUUGAAUACAGCAUGUAGACCCUUAAGAACAUAUCAUCGUGGUGAAGAAGAUGAAAAGAUAGUUUAUCCCUGUGGAUUAAUUGCGAAUUCUAUGUUUAAUGAUACAUUUUCUAAUAAGUUUGUUAAUAUUGAUAGUGAUGAUGAUGGUGUUGAAGAUUAUUUGUUAACUAAUAAGAAAAUUUCAUGGAGUAUUGAUCGUCAUCAUCGAUUUAAAAGGACACAUUAUAAUGUUAGUGAUAUUGUACCACCACCAAAUUGGAUGAAGAAAUUUCCCGAUGGGUAUAGUGAAGAUAAUUUACCCAAUCUUGAAGAAUGGGAAGAAUUACAAGUUUGGAUGAGAACAGCUGCUUUCCCUAAGUUUUAUAAAUUAGCAUUAAAGAAUGAAACCAGUGCUUUAAAGGCAGGUAAUUAUACUAUUGAUAUUGGAUUAAAUUAUCCUGUAUCAAUAUUUGGUGGUAGUAAAUCAUUUAUAAUAAGUACAUCAGUUGGUAUUGGUGGACGUAAUGUCUCAUUAGGCGUUGUAUUUUUAAUUGUAACGUGUGUGGGAGGAUUAUUUGCAAUGAUUUUCCUUGUUACUUUAUGUUUACAACCAAGAACUAUGGGAGAUCAUUCAUAUUUAAAUUUUGAUGAAGAAGAGGAUAAUUCUAAUGAAAAUAGGAUUAAAGAUGCGACGACGUCACUAAGAGAGAUAUUGUGA